Molecule: messenger RNA, 4806 nt
Organism: Rubroshorea leprosula
Lineage: Eukaryota; Viridiplantae; Streptophyta; Magnoliopsida; Malvales; Dipterocarpaceae
Source: the annotation of a GenBank genome assembly
GAGAAAAUUUUGUAGAGGAAAAUCCUAAAAGUAGAGAGGGAAUCUAGAGAGAGAAAGUGUCUUGCCCUCAUUUCAGAGAGAGAAAAUCUAGAGAGACUGAAAGGGCAGAAUUUACAUUUGAGCUUUCCCUCUGUAUGUUGCAGAAGUCAGAUUCUUGUAUGACCAUAUCAAGAAAAUUUUCUCAGAUCGGAGAGAGGUAGAGAGUUUGCAAUUUAGAGAUAAGAUAAGUGAAAUUAGGGGAAUCUACGGAGUGAAGAGAGAGGGCGUAGAAGAGAAGUGUUAUUGAUGUUGGAAUUCAAUUGCAAUUUGUUGUUUCCGCGAUGGUCGGGGAAGUGAGGCGGAGGGAGGCCAGCAUGAGAGAGCCGUGCAAUGCGACGGAGAUAAUCAGGGAACCUGAGACAUAUCACACCAGUUCAAAGAGGGACUUAUCAUAUGCAAGGGCCAGUGGAUGAUAUAGAAGAUCACAAUAUUCAGAAGAAUAUGGUACCAUCUGAAGCUGUAAAAAGAUCUGGUAAGUGUUCUAUGUAUCGAAAAGUUCACAAAACAGAAUCUGGAACCUGCAACGUGUGCUCUGCCCCCUGUUCAUCUUGUAUGCAUCUCAAUAUGGCUCAAAUGGGUUCAAAGAGCGAAGAAUUUUCUGAUGAAACCUGUCAUGUUACUGUAGCAAGUCAGCAUUCCGCCAAUGAGGGUAAAGCUUGUGAUAACUUGCAGAAUACCCUGAGUGAAGCAAGUAACCUGCUUAGCAUCAAUUCAAGUCAUGAUUCUUUCUCUGAGAAUGUGGAGAGUGAAGCAACUGUAAGGCCUCCUGAUGCAUCGGAUGCUUCAGAAGUUGUUGAGACACAAAAAAAUUCCUCAAAUAAGUAUGAGGGUUCAAGAGAUGUGGAAGGAAAUGAUGAUACUAUAUCAUGUCUUAGCAGAGCCAGUGAUGCAGUCAAAGAUGUCAAUAAAGAUCUAAACAGGGUAGAUGCUGGCAGUCAUUCAUCCAAGCUACGAAGUCGACAAUCCCACCAUUCCCAAAUUGACAAGUACCCUGUUGGAGGCAGUUCUGAAGUUCUAAACAAAAUUCAUCCAAAGUUUGAAUCAGAAACUGACAAUCAUUGUGGGGACCGCCCGGAGAAGGUUCUUGCUUUUUCGAAUAAAGAUGAACAAGAUAACUUAAAUGAGUUGGUUGAUUUGAUUGACAAGCAGGAGCCCACAGUACAUGAAGCAUCUGGGGAUGAGAGUGAUGAAUCAGAUGUUGUGGAACAUGAUGUCAAGGUAUGUGACAUUUGUGGGGAUGCGGGUCGAGAGGAUUUGCUUGCUAUAUGUAGCAAGUGCAGUGAUGGUGCAGAGCACACUUACUGUAUGCGAGAAAUGCUUCAAAAAGUCCCUGAAGGUGAUUGGCUUUGUGAAGAAUGCAAGCUAGCUGAGGAAGCUGAAAGUCUAAAGCAAGGUUCAGAUGUUGAAGGAAAACGAGUAGACAAACCUGGCUCAAGUAGACAAAACUCUGGUAAGAGACUUGCAGAAAAUUUAGAGGGUGCUCCAGCUGCGAAAAGACAGACUAUUGAAACAAAUAUAGGAUCACCAAAGUCUUCAAGUCCUAGCAGAGUAGCUGCUUUAUCUCGGGAGAGUUCAUUCAAAAGCAUAGAUAAGGGGAAAAUGCGACCAAGUUCUCAUAUGUUUCUUGGCAAUCAUUCCAAUAAUGACAUGUCAGAAGCCACACGCUCUCCUACUUCUGGUUCAAAGCUGCAAGAGUCCAAGGGUACCUUCUCAAAAUCAACUUCAUUCAGUUCCAAACCGAAAGUCAGGCCUGUGGAUAGAAUCUUUCAUCAGAAACCAAAACACGCUGGGGAACAUUCUUCCAAUGAUACAAAAGAUGAUCCUGUUAGAGUGCUUCGCAAAUCGUUGUCAUUUAAAUCUGCAAUCCCAGGAGGCAGUUUGAAUGCUGGUGAAUCGAAAGUUAAAAUGCUAUCACCAAGACAUUCUCAUGUUCAAGAUGCAAAAGGGUUUAAACAGUUAAAAGAUCGGAUUUCUCUUGAAAGGAAAAAUAUUUCUAAAUUGGAUCGUUCUAGUUCUACUGUCUCAACGCCUAAGGUUGAUCAGAAGCUGACAUCCCGUGCUGAAACAAUAUCUCAUUCAUCUGUAAGCAGCAACAACAGAGAAUCCAAGGUUGGGCAGACAGAUGGAAAAUUAAGUACUUUUCCAAGAUCCACCAGCAGUCUAGGUCGUAAAGGUGUAGACAUUGCAGUUGCUUCUGCAGUUGGAGGUUCAGCUUCAUCCAGCAACGGAGUACCAAGUUCUGCUGAACAGAAAAUAAACCAAGUAAGCCUGAAGGAUGAACCCUCUAAUAACUCCAAUGGAGUUUUGCAAGAAGGGCUACCUCGUUUACCUGAUUCAAUAAAUCAAGAUGAUAAAAUGAGGGAGAAUUCAGUUAAUCUCUCUUUGAAAGGUGUUCCAUGUCAGAAAUGUAAAGAAAGUGGCCAUACAACAGAAUCUUGCUCAUUGGGUACCCCUGAGGCUGCUGCCGUGGACAUUUCUGCUCCAGGAAAUUCUAGAGAGGUGAUAAAUAAAGGGAAUAAGUUGAAGGCUGCAAUUGAAGCAGCUAUUCGUAUGAAGCCUGGAAUAUGUGAAAGAGCUUCUAAAGAUCAAUUAUCAGUUUCAACUAAGGCAAAAAGUAUGAUUGCUGUUGAAAGCACUCAAGGAGGGUGGAAUCAGGCUACUAACACUAAUAUGAAGCAGGUUACAGCGCAGCCCACUGAUGCUGUCUCUGUUGUUCCUUCAGUGGGCAAUUCUGCAACAAGAGAUUGGCCGAGCCAUGCAUUAACCUUGAUAUCUGGUAUUUCAAACAUGUCGGCCAUCCCAGAGCACAAAUAUAUGUGGCAGGGUGGGUUUGAGGUGCAUAGAGGAGGAAGACUACCAGAUUUUUGUGGUGGUAUUCAAGCACAUCUGUCAAGCCUUGCAUCUCCUAAAGUUCUUGAGGUGGUUAACAGGUUUCCACUCAAUGUUACCUUGAAUGAGGUGCCUCGUUUGAGUACAUGGCCAACACAGUUUCAUAAAAGUGGUCCCAAAGAAGAUAAUAUUGCUCUUUACUUUUUUGCCAAGGACCUAGAGAGUUAUGAGAAGAACUACAGGAGCCUCUUGGAUAGCAUGGUUAAGAAUGAUCUAGCCCUUAAAGGAAGUUUUGAUGGUGUGGAACUUCUCAUAUUUCCAUCCAACCACCUUCCUGAUAAUUGUCAGCGUUGGAAUUCUUUACUUUUCCUGUGGGGUGUAUUUAAGGGGAGGAGAGUAGACUGUUCCAGCACACCUAGUUCAAGUAUUGCCCUGCUGGACAAAGACAUAACUAGUGAUCUGCCUCAGAAUAUGCAUUCACUCAAGCCUCUAGACAAUGGAUCAGCUACAAAGGGCAGUGCUUGCCUGGCUGUCCGUUCAACUAAUACUUCAGAAAAGAUGUUUGUUAUAGCAGAUGGGAUUUAUGAUAACCAAGUAGAGCAGAACUCCUUGGGAACAAAAGGAAACUCAGUGAAGCAAGAUAUUGUUUUUGAUUCCAAACCUCUGACAAGAAUUGAAGGAAGUGGCAUCCAGGAAGAACAUAGUCUUCGUGGACAUGGAUUGGAAACAGAGGUCAGGCUCUCGUCUCAAGCUACUGAAACCAGUAGUGGUUCUAUUAAAGGUGAGAAAGUGCAAAUGCAUGUUAGAGAAGAUGCUUCAACUUCUGAGAACACUCCUGAGGUUGGUGUUUUGGGUAGUGUCAUCAAGGGAAUAAAUGGAGAUCAAGUUAAAGGUCAGAAUUCAAUUGAAGAUUAUGGUUGCACCAAUAGAACUACUGUCUCAGAUAGAAAUCUCAACCUUCUGCAAUCGAAUCAUCGGAAACGCCCAUACUUGGAUCUUUCAGAAGUAGCCACAGAAAGUUCUAAUGAUACUAGUCGAAAAAUUGCACGGACUGAGGUGAAGAACGUUUUUGUAGAAGGUGAUAGUAGGAAGCCUAACAGGGGUUUAGGUGGAAUAUAUGAUUGUAGCAGUUCUAGGGAUCAGAAUUCUUCCAGUGGCGGUUUUGCAUCACAGGUAAAUGAUCUAGGUUCCUGUUCCUCUAUUGAGGACAAGAGAUGUGACAACAAUGCUUGUGAAGAGAAAGUUAUCACUGAGGAUCUAGGAACCAGUGAAAGGUUCUUCUUUCCUAGCUUUUCACAUCAUGAAGAAGACUUUGGGUCGUGGAGGAAUCACAUGCCUGGGAAAUCAUCAGAGGAUGUGGACCGUGUUCGCAAUGGGGUACCAAAUCUUGAGCUUGCUUUGGGGGCUGACGUGAGGCCGCCAAAUAAAGGAAGCUUGCCUUUCUUUGUUGGAAUGGUAGACAAAAAUAAUAACCAUGACAAACCCCAGGAUAAGGUUACAGAUAAACCAGAGGAGGAUGAUGUCUCUGCUUCACUCUCUCUAUCCCUUUCAUUUCCAUUCCCAGAUGGGGAGCAGACUGUGAAGCCUGUUUCAAAAACAGAGCAGCUUCUUCCCGACAGUCAUCCUGUGAAUACUUCACUGCUUCUCUUCAGGAGCUUCCAGGAAAAAUAGACCAUGGCAGUCCCCGCCGUUUGUACAUUAUCAUGCUCUAAAUCGUUGAUGUAUACCAGAUUAUGUACAAUGGUCGUCCAUGUGCAAUACAUGAGAUGAACGUACCAUUGUUCAUAACCCGACAGAACUUAUUUGUAGCUAUUUUCCUUUGUUUUCUAGCCUGUUUUUGGAGUGCAUGGUUACAGCUGGGUUGUAUGUAGAGAACGAAAACCAGCUUUAGUUCAAAUGUAAACAGCAAAUUUGCGGACAAUGAUCUUGAGGAAUUUU